AUGUCGGAGCCUGAACCGGUGAGUUAUCCUAACUUGUCUAAUAUAAUCAAAUUGAAUUUGAAUCAACACUUUCAGCCCUCAUUUUGUUGUUGUUGUAAUGGUCGAAAUGCUUUGAUAGUGCUAUCACUACUUUCAAUAAUUGGUGUCGGUGUUUCUGCAUUUCAAAGCCCUCAGCUCAAUUUACUUCCGUCUUAUGGGAUUUCAAUUCUUCUUGAGUUUUUCAGUCUCUAUGCAUUACUUGCUAUGAAGUCUGGACCAUUGAAAUAUUCAUAUUGGAUCAUGGUAAAUAUUCACAGGGCUGUGAAAAAGGAACUUUUUUGUGUGACAGGAAUUUGUCAGACUCCUUUGAGCCCAACUCUGUAGUUCUCAAAUUCAGGAAUAAAAACGCCCCAACUCAACUUUUCCAGAGUUUGUCGCUAUUCUUGAAUGUGAUUGGAAUCUUGGUGGCCCCAAUCUAUGUGGCAGUUGAAUUCGCUUCCGGUUUCACAAAAAACUCAAUCCUAGGAACAAUCCUUGAAGAACCUUUCCCAUAUUCGACAGCUGUUGAAAUGCGAAAAUCAUUCGGUUUUUAUUUUGGAUAUAUUUUCGAGGCAGCUCUUCUUUUCAACAUCUUGUGUAAGUCUUUUUCUUAUUUCCUAAAAAUGUGUACUUAUGAUCAGAAUGAUUUUGCAGUUUGUGCCUAUCGUAUUUCAAUUGUUCUUCAACUUUUGGAAAUUGCCAGAUAUCGAGAAAGCACGGAAAUCAAGAAGAUUCCAUUGGCAUAG
This is a messenger RNA of Caenorhabditis angaria, 764 nucleotides long. The record is from the annotation of a GenBank genome assembly. Lineage: Eukaryota; Metazoa; Nematoda; Chromadorea; Rhabditida; Rhabditidae.